Planococcus citri (citrus mealybug) is the source of this 2295-nucleotide messenger RNA. Its product is annotated as metabotropic glutamate receptor 1-like. Gene Ontology annotation, cellular component: plasma membrane. Gene Ontology annotation, molecular function: adenylate cyclase inhibiting G protein-coupled glutamate receptor activity. Gene Ontology annotation, biological process: G protein-coupled glutamate receptor signaling pathway; regulation of synaptic transmission, glutamatergic. The transcript is spliced from 9 exons. Lineage: Eukaryota; Metazoa; Arthropoda; Insecta; Hemiptera; Pseudococcidae. The coding region runs from base 95 to 2185 and encodes 696 amino acids. The record is from RefSeq and is a predicted model, not a curated record.
UCCGUCAAAUUCUGCAAAUAACACGUCUGCAUUGACUGCAAUAAUAUAUUCAAAUGAUUAUGGACCUUUUGAUUACGAUAGGCUGUUCAAGUCGAUGGACUUGAUUCACAUCAGUUAUACAGGGCCGUCAAAAAUCAGUUUCAACAUGGAAGAAAUCGAAUCACUUAGGGCAAUAUUUUCCACCUCCGGUCAUUUCUUCAUUCUUGAUGUUAUGUUUGAAAUUUUGGCGUAUUACCAGUGGCGACACGUUACACUGAUAGGCUCCAACGAUUUUAUAGGAUAUGAUUACCAAAAAAGCAAUUUUGUCAGACGUGCGCGGGAAUUAGCUGCAGCUUACGAAAUCUGCAUAGGUCACACCGUAAAUACCUAUCAGUUGCGUCAUUAUGGCAUAUACGGAUCAGAAUUAUUGAGACACGAGCGAGCAUCGCUUAAUAUAACCGAUGUAAUUAUUUGUUACUGCGAUAAAAACGACAUCAUCACUUUAAAAAAUGAACUAGUGAAAGUAAACAGAACCGUAACACCAGCAAAAGUUGUAGUUAUCGCGGGAAGUACAGACGAAUCUUGGAAGUAUGAAGAAAUUAUAUGGGAACCGAAAUUGGGAGACUUGUAUUACGUCACACCAGCGAUGGAUCAGUACCCUAAGGAAUUUCACGAUUAUUUCACAUCACUAUCCGCGGAAAACUUGACCAAACAUUCUUAUUUGAAAAAGUUCAGGCAACGGUAUUUCAAAUCCAAGACCAGUAACAACAAGAAUGCGAAUACAAUCUAUAAAACCAUUUGCAAGAAUAAUUCUCGGGUAUUCAGCAUCAUUAAAUCAGUUUACGCAAUUGCGCAUGGGAUGAUGGAUAAACUAGCCCGAUUGAAAUUGGAAUAUGGACUUAUCAAUUUUUUUUUAUUUGGCCAAGAAGUGGGUUUCACUCGGAAACGCUUACCAUCAAUGGAAAAAUUUGAUAUAUACAAAUACCAAGCAACAAACAAUACAGAAAUUCACCAUCUCACCAAAGUCGCAAAGUAUCUGAAAUAUCGUGAUAAAGACGAACCAUGGCAAUACGAAGGCGUUUAUCGAAUACGAGGAAAUCUAACUGUCCUCAAUGAAAAACUUUUCCAAUAUUCAAAAUCUUAUGUAAAAUCAGAAUGCAGCGAACCCUGUCUGCCAGGACACUUAAAGAUUAUUUCUGGAACGGAUCAAUGUUGUUGGUCUUGUGCUCCAUGCGAUGCAUUGGAAAGAACGGACCUACACCAGACUUCCUGCAUCAAAUGCGAAGAUGGUCAAAUGCCAGAUGAAAACCAGCAGGACUGCGUUUUUAUAUCUACCCGCAUCCAAGAACCAACCGAAUGGUACAAUUGGCAGAAUUUGAUAUGCAUGUGUUUUUCUUCAUCAUCCAUCAUACUGACGAUUAUCGUAUCGAUUAUAUUCAUCAAGCAACGAAACACUCCCGUGGUCAAGUCAACAACGAAAGAACUGUGUUAUGUCAUGUUUGCUGGAAUCGCGUUAGCCAAUAUCACCAUUUUCAUCUCAGUCUUGAGCCAGGAAUUCAAAACAUCAGCGGUGAAAGUCCUGCCAGCGACUGGUUUCACGACAAUAUACGCCGCUUUAUUGAUGAAAACAAUUCGAAUAGCGCGCAUCUUGCCCAAAUCCGAGAAUUCGUUUCCCAAUAUGCAUCCAAAAUUCGUUUCCAUAACGGCUCAGAUUAUAACAACCGUGGCUUUAAUCGGCGUAGAGUCAUUGAUUUGCUGGCACGCGGUACAAGCUAACGACACGUAUCUGAGCACUGAGAAAAAUACUUUAAAUUACGUAUUGAAAAAUUACUACUUGAAUGGAUUUUUUCUUAUGAGAAUAUUUGGGUUCGUUGGGGUGCUAAUUUUAUUCUGCAUGUAUUUCGCGGUCAAAACGCGAAAUCUGCCGGGGAACUACAAUGAAACCAAGCACAUCGCGCUUUCAAUAUUCACAACGAUAGCAAUAUCAAUGUUUUUCUGUUUCAUGUACGUCAUCAGCGAAUAUAAAAUAUUGUUGGUAAAUUUAGCCAUUUCAAUCAAUUCUCUGUCGGUUCUGGUGUUCUUGUUCUUUCCAAAAUUGAACAUAAUUUUGCGUAGACCUGAGCGAAAUACAAAAGCCUAUUAUACAACCGUCGCACUCAAUAUUCGCAAGCACGUCAGAGAAGAACCUCAUCAGCAGCAGCAAUAAAAUAUUAGACCAGAAAUAGACAUCAGAUUGAGAGAAAAAAAAAUGAAUUUGACGAAAAAUUAUUAGAUAUACUUGUCAAGAUUGUUGAAUUAGGUAUAUAUAUUUUUUAA